AUGGACCAUAUAAAAAUUCUGACCCACUUCAAUCACCCUUUUGUUUCACUAAGUUGCUGUCCGUGGGUAGUAUAAAACUAGAAGGAAGCAGCUCUUGUUAUCUUAAAUUCAAACAGUAAGAGUGAGAGCACCUUAUGAAACGUAACACUAGUAGAAUCUUAAAUUCAAACAGUAAGAGUAAGAGCACCUUAUGAAACGUAACACCAGUAGAAUGUCAGGGCAUCUCCAACCACUAGCAGUAUUUUAGUGUCAAAAUCACAUUAUUUUAGUGUAAUCUCAACACUAAAACCAAAGUUUUUUCCAACCAUAACACCAAAGUUUACACUAAAACUAUUUUAUAAUAUUAUAUGUAUUAAGUUUUUUAUUUAUCAUUUAUUUAAUUGUAUGUUUUAAUAAUAAAAUAAGUGAAUAGUGUUUUAUUAGGAUGAAUAGUGUUUUAGUGUGGUUAAUAGUGUCACACCAAAUUUGGUGUCAAAUUUUAGUGUUGCACUAAAAUAGUGUGAUUUUUGCAGUUCCAUUGAAAAAGAUUUGGUGUAAAAAACACAUUAAAAUAGUGUUUUGGAGUUGGGUUGGAGAUGACCUUAAAACAUCUCCAACUGUUUACUUUUUCGUUUCCUUCUUUUUAUCUAUACAUAUAAAUGUUUUAAAAAUUGCUAGACGAUAGUUGAACGCCUCACAAAAAAUUAUUGUUUAUACGGAUGCUUAAACAGAUUUUUUGAACGUCUAAACUGAUUUUUUUUAUAAAUUAAUUAAAAAAAAAUUAUUUUGUUCAUAUCCGAUUUACCACGAGUGUUUAGACACCGUCUGGACCGAUUUUCAAGACACUAUUAUAGAUUAAUCUGAUUCUUAUCAUGGUUGUUUUAAAUAUAAUACACUUAGUUGAGAAUUACUUAUGAACUUAAGUAAAAUAUCCACAACAACAACUACGAUGAUCUAUGAUGUUUAUCAUCAAAAACUCAUUCCACAUUAUUAGAUAGAGAUAUACGUAUGUAUCCAAAAAAAGAGUCGAAUUUUUUUUUAAAAAAAAACUUAACAGAAAUCUACUACUACUAUCUUCUCUUGUAACAAAAAGGGUAACACACGUAAUGAAGAGAGAAGAUACACGUGGCGAGUAUAAAGCAAAAGAUAUCAAAUCAAUCGUCCUUGCGUAGUACACUCGUAGGUCCCACCUAUCCAUCCUCUCAUGUAUUAAAAAAAAUACAUUUUGCAUUUUCAUCUUACAAAACUUCUCCUUCCUCUUUCGCCAUUAACAUCUGAAAUUCUCAGGAGCGUUAGUUAGGUAAUAAUGGUGGGACUAAGUAUUAUUUUGGAGUCGACUAACAACAACAACAACAACACUCUCAGUACUCCUAAACCGCAUCAAGUCGUUAACAAAUCCACCGUCAUGGUCUCCUCCGAUCUCCGCCGUGGGAAUUAUUAUCUGAGUUCUGGUUUUCUCGAACAUUGUUUUCUCUGCAGAAAGAAACUUCUUCCAGCGAAAGAUAUCUACAUGUAUAAAGGUGAUAGAGCGUUCUGUAGCGUGGAGUGUAGAUCGAAGCAGAUGUUCAUGGACGAAGAAGUAGAAGAAGAAAGCUUGACUAGAGAGAACUGUUCGUUUACGGCUGUUAAAACGACGACGUCUGACUCGUCUUCAGGCGGUCACCGUCGGGAUCCGGGGAACCGAGCAAGCGGCGGUUUCGCUUUCUGAAACAGAGAGAGCACUGCAAACUGAAAAUUGUGAUUUGACCUUUCUACCCUUGAGCUUAUUUUUGUCGUUUUGUUAUAUGAGAUGUAAAACCUGAAAGGGUGUUUGGGUGUUUCGGUAUUUCGAGUUUGCAUAUCUAUGGGAGAGCCCCUAGUUUUAUUAUUUUAGUAGGCUCGGAAGAAUAUUUUUAAUUUUAAAGUAUUAAUUUUCUUCUGCUGAAGCUGACCUUU
Molecule: messenger RNA, 1914 nt
Organism: Brassica rapa (field mustard)
Lineage: Eukaryota; Viridiplantae; Streptophyta; Magnoliopsida; Brassicales; Brassicaceae
Product: FCS-Like Zinc finger 15
Source: RefSeq, a predicted model, not a curated record